This is a messenger RNA of Raphanus sativus (radish), 2480 nucleotides long. Its product is annotated as homeobox-leucine zipper protein HDG4. The coding region runs from base 37 to 2241 and encodes 734 amino acids. Gene Ontology annotation, biological process: regulation of DNA-templated transcription. The record is from RefSeq and is a predicted model, not a curated record. The transcript is spliced from 10 exons. Gene Ontology annotation, molecular function: lipid binding; DNA-binding transcription factor activity, RNA polymerase II-specific; DNA binding. Lineage: Eukaryota; Viridiplantae; Streptophyta; Magnoliopsida; Brassicales; Brassicaceae.
UUAAUUCCUCCUGAUUCUGAAAGGAAACAAAAAAAAAUGUACGAAGAUCAUCAAACGACGAAAUCAAGCGAAGAAGAAGGACACGUGGUUACUAAUUUCUCCGACAACAUGUUCGGUUCGGCGUCUUCGUCUCCGACCGGAACUGUCAAAACCCCUGAUUUCAAACUUAGCACCUUCCUAAACCCUAACUUCUCCUACAUUAUCCCGAAAGAAGAGUAUGGGAUGGUGAGCAUGACGGAGAUGUCAGGUUGGUCAACCGGGUCGGGUAAUAACCCGGUUGAGGAUAGCGCAAUCGAACAACAGCUUCCUCCGGCUAAGAAGAAACGGUUAUAUAAUAGACACAGUGCUCAUCAGAUUCAAGAAAUGGAAGCAUUCUUCGAAGUAAAUCCUCAUCCCAAUGACAGUGACAAAACGAGAUUAAGUGAAGAACUUGGUCUCACGCCUCUACAAGUCAAGUUUUGGUUUCAAAAUCGACGCAACCAAAUAAAGAUAGAACAAGAGAGAAGAGAUAAUGUGAUGCUAAAAGCAGAGAACGAGAAUCUCAAGACAGAGAACCGUCAGCUUCAGUUCGAUCUAGGACGCCUCUCUUGCUCUUCUUGUGGCGGCUCUAGAGACAAACUCCACCUCGAAAACUCCCGCCUCCGCCAAGAGCUUGAUCGAUUACACAGCUUCGCCUCAUUGAUGAAUCCUUAUCUUCCUCCACCAGAAACAGCCCGUCUUUUUGCAGACGCAAACAACUUGUUGAUUACUGAAGAAGAUAAGGCGGUGGCAAUGGAUCUUGCGGUUUCUUGCGUUCAAGAGUUGGCAAAGAUGUGCGCCACAGAUGAGCCGUUGUGGAGCAAGAAGAGAUCAGACGACGAGAGAAUCUCUUUGAAUGAGGAAGAGUACAAGAAGAUGUUCCGUUGGCCUUCUUCAGUGGAUGAUAAUCAUUUUCGUAGAGAAGCGUCAAGAGGUAACACUGUUGUCAUCAUGAACAGCAUAAACUUAGUCAACGCAUUCCUUGACGCUGAUAAAUGGUCGGAGAUGUUUUGCUCGAUGGUGUCAAGAGCCAAAACGAUUCAGAUCGUUUCUUCAGGAGUUUCUGGAGCUAGUGGCUCUCUUCUUCUGAUGUAUGCAGAGUUACAAGUACUAUCUCCAUUAGUACCAACAAGAGAAGGUUACUUUCUACGUUAUGUGAAGCAAAACGCUGAAGCCCGAAAAUGGAUGAUUGUAGAUUUUCCGGUUAACGGUUUGAUCAAACCGGCUUCGUCUAAUACUACUACUGAUCAGUACCGGAGAAUGCCUUCGGGUUGCAUCAUUAAGGACAUGUCUAACGGAUACUCACAGAUCACGUGGGUUGAGCACGUGGAAGUGGAAGAGAAGCACGUGCACCACGAGAUGGUUAGAGAGUAUGUAAAGAGCGGUGUAGCCUUUGGUGCUGAAAGAUGGCUAGCUGUGUUGCGGACACAGUGUGAGAGGAUGGCUAGUCUCAUGGCUACAAACAUCACUGACCUUGGAGUGAUACCGUCUGUAGAAGCAAAGAGGAUGCUGAUGAAGCUGUCGCAGAGUAUGGUGAGAACUUUCUGUCUGACGGUAAGCAAUUCGUACGGACAAGCACUGUCUGAAUCACCAAAAGAGACGGCGAGAAUCACAACCAGGAAAGUCUGUGGUGGUGUUGUUCUGUGUGCCGUCUCCACCACGUUACUUCCUUAUUCUCAUCAUCAAGUCUUUGAUCUUCUCCGAAAUGAUCAUCGUCGCUCUCAGAUGGAGAUGCUGUUCAAUGAGAAUCCGUUUCAAGAAGUUGCUCAUAUUGCAAAUGGAUCACAUCCAGGAAACUGCAUUUCUCUUCUUCACUUCCAUGGGCCGAGUAGUUCAUCGAAUAAUGUAGAGUGGAUGCUUCAAGAAACAUGCACUGAUAGCUCCGGCAGUCUCGUGGUUUACUCCACCGUCGACGCCAGCGCCGUUCACCUCGCUAUGAACGGCGAGGAUCCUUCUAGAAUUCCUCUUUUGCCCCUAGGGUUCUCUGUUGUUCCUGUGAAUCAACCCCAUGUGUUUGAGGGCAUUUCCGUCAAUUUGGCUUCUUGUUUGCUCACCGUUGCGGUACAAGUCUUGGUGAGCGACGUCACCACCGCAAGACUCAACGUUUCCACUGCAGCCAUCAAGAACCGCAUUUGCUCAACUGUCAGCCGUAUCUCAUCCGCGCUUGGAAGUCCUCUGCUGCCGGAGAUUCCGUCGAGCUUUAAACAAGAAAUGAGCAACUAAAGAGAAAGAUUUCGAGGUUAUUUUGGUAGAUAAAGCGCAGCUAAAGACUUAUUAGGCUUGUUUUGUAGAUCCCACGAGAAGGGUUAAACACUAAUUUUUUGGGGGAAGUCAAGAACGCACCAAGGCAUGAUUGAAUUUUUUUUCUGAACCGGGGUUUGAAACAUGCUUGACUGGUUCGGAAAUUGACUUCCAAUUUGGAUAAACCGAAAAGUUGAAUAUAAUGGCUAAUUAUUUUGCAA